Molecule: messenger RNA, 970 nt
Organism: Camellia sinensis
Lineage: Eukaryota; Viridiplantae; Streptophyta; Magnoliopsida; Ericales; Theaceae
Source: RefSeq, a predicted model, not a curated record
AUGAGGCAUCGCAAUGAGAAGGAGAAAGCCCAACGCAGGAAGAUAUUCUACUUCCAAUGCGGCUGUUCGAAAUUCCAUACGAACGGAUUUAUCGAACCACAUCCACUGGAGAGAGAAGAUGCUGUCAGGGGUUUUCUACGACACUUUGAGGAACCCAAUGUGGUUCAGAGCCGUAGACAUGUCCAUGCUAGGGAAUCAGGGGGUAUACAAGAUAGAAUGCCUAUUCAACUACAACCUCCGGAAAGCACUGGGAGUCCGAACGUUCACCGCGACAAUAGUAAAGAAGAAGCACUAGCACUGGAUUUGCCAUCAUUCAUAAGUGCAGUGGUUGAUCAACUAGCAGAGAACUUGAAAAGAAUACAAGAUAUAGGAGUGAGAAAAGUGGCAGUGACAGCAAUGCAGCCACUGGGAUGCCUCCCUAGAAGCACAGUGUUGAAUUCAUUCCAAGAAUGCAAUGCCACUGAGAACACUGCUGUCACUUUUCACAACCUCUUGCUUCAGCAAGCUGUGUCCAAGCUCAACAAUAACUCCAAGGAUUCUUCUGCCUUUGUCAUCCUUGACCUUUAUGGCUCCUUCAUUUCUGUACUCAAGACCAAAGGAAAUUUUCUAGGAAGUGUGAAAUUUGAGACUCCAUUGAAGCCAUGUUGUAUGGGUACAAGCAGUGGGCAUUACUGUGGUAGCCUAGAUGAGAAAGGAGCCAAGAUGUAUGCCGUAUGUAACAACCCUGAAGCUGCAUUCUUUUGGGACAUGGUGCAUCCAACACAAGCUGGAUGGCGUGCUGUGUAUUUAGCUUUGAAAUCCACUCUCCAAAAAAUUAACUAGAGAAAUCCACUCCUGAAGAGGAAUGACCAGCAGGGGCCAUCGAGGUCGUGGUUGUGGCAGGGGUCACAGCCCUCGCUAUGAUCCAACAGAAAUUAAAAUGUCCGAUUUUAUAAAUUGUUUUUGGAUCUACUGUUGGGAUUGUCCAUUU